This is a messenger RNA of Alternaria ethzedia, 1563 nucleotides long. RefSeq lists its product as uncharacterized. Gene Ontology annotation, molecular function: ATP binding; protein kinase activity. Gene Ontology annotation, biological process: protein phosphorylation. The record is from RefSeq and is a predicted model, not a curated record. NCBI's taxonomy places the organism in Eukaryota, Fungi, Ascomycota, Dothideomycetes, Pleosporales, Pleosporaceae. The transcript is spliced from 2 exons. The coding region runs from base 1 to 1563 and encodes 520 amino acids.
AUGAGUGCGCGGACAUUGACAAACGUCGUCAACGACCAAACGGUCGCCUUGAAUGCUCUGAUCUAUGGAUACGCUGGGCACAGCCUCGUCACCCCGCAGCACGCGCUCCAGCAGAUAUGGUGGACCGAGGAGCGAAUCAACGAGAAGGUCAACCACGACUUCGUGACUUCAAGGCUACAACCGAAAGAGAGGGAGCGUCUUACACAACCUGUCGGCUUCGGCGAUCUGAGCGACGACACCUAUAUCGAAUGGAUUCUGGAGAAAGCAAGACGACUGUUCCUGAUAUUGGUCGAGAUUGGCGAAGCGGAUAGGAUCUUCGCGGUUGUUGACAGAUCGUGGGACGACGACGAUUUGCCUCUGGAAAUGGACGACAUUGAGCAGCUUUCGCUGUCGAACCGCCGCGAUAACCACGCCGAUGCUCGCUUCUACCAUACACAGUUCACAUUCCUCCUAAGAGAAUUGCGGGAAGGCAUACAUAUCGAUUAUGCGCCCAACGAGGAGAUUCCAGUCGAGAAUGUAAUGUCUCUGCCAGUGGCAGUGAGCUUACAGGCUUGGCAACGUAUGCACCUACCGAAGAAGCCAAGGGAGAUCUACGUGCGCAGGCGAUUUCCGCUGGGCGACCCAGAAACCCCGGAUGCGUUCGAAGAGGACUUCAAGAUGGAUGUCGAAAGCGCAAGGAUGGUCGAGCAUGAGCAUCUUGCGCCAAUAUGGGCCUCGUAUACCUCCAAAGGCAACGGCUACAUCGUCACCAACUUUGUAGGGCAGCAUACUCUUCGCACUUUCAUUGAUCACCGCAACCCGACUCAGUACCAGAAGCUGUUAAAGCCUGACCGGAGAUGGCUAGUACUUAAUUGGCUGCACUGUCUGGCAGACGCCAUCGCAACGCUGCAUCAGAAUGGAUUCUGCCACUCCGCCAUUCGACCGUCAAACAUUCUCAUUGACGAGCAGAAUGCGAUAGCAUUUAGCGACAUUGGUAGCCUUGAGACGUUUCAGAAAGACAAGAAGCCCGACGCGAUGGACGCCUACGUAUACAGUGCGCCAGAGACACACAUCAGCACAGGACCUUUCGACCCCAAUGACCCUGCGCCUUCACCCACUAUCCCAAACGGUCGACAUGCUUCGAUGAUUAGCAAGAGUUCGUCGGGGUCAUCUGGCAGUAAUAACUCACAACGGCAGAAGCUUACCAAAGCACCUACAACGGACUUCUCCGGUUUCAACUUUGGAUUCAAGAAGUCGAAGGCGAAGCCUACACCGAAGAAACGGUCGCGAGUACACGAGACUGAGAAGGCAGAUGUGUUCUCGCUCGGUUGUGUUUUCCUGGAGAUCAUCACAUUCAUGCUGAAGAAGAAGCCUCACGAUUUCGUAAAGCACCGCACAUCGAAGCAAAGGACCAAUACUGGCGGCAAGAACUCUCGAACUGAUUCAUCGUAUCAUGUCAAUCUUGACAAGGUGGAGACUUGGAUGAACACACUCGAAAAGGCUUCAUUUGAGCAUGACGACGACGCGUUUCGUCAUCCGAAGUAUGCUGAGCAAGGCACCCAUGCUUCGCCCCGCGGCGCGUGA